UAAUGAGUGACUAAUUUCAUCAACUAAGUGAUAAAUGGACUAUAUCAGAGAAAUACACAGCCUAAAAUAAAGAUGAUGAUUAUAAAAAGACAAUAGUUGAGAUAUGUUCAAUCAGAAGUGUUGAAGAAUUUGCAUUUAUAAUGAAAUAAACGAUCUAUUAAAAUUUGACAGAUUUAUUCAGCGAACCAUAAAAAUAAAAGCAGUAUCAAUUUUAAAUCAAUCAUAGAUUUAAAAAUUUUAAAAACAAUGCAAUAGAAACAUAAAUUGAAGCAAUCUAAUUUUUUAAAAAUGAUAUAAACCCUUGCUGGGAGGAUCCUGAAAAUGAAAAAGGGGGAGAUAUACAAUUUGAAGUUCCUCUUAGCUCAUUCGAUAUCUACAAUCAACUCUAUAUUGAUAUUAUCUUUGAAAUUAUAGGACAAUAACAGGAAGAGUUAAGGCAUGUAAAAUAUUUUACAAAUUAAGGUAAAUGGAGUUCGGGUGUUGGAUAAAAUAAACGCUGUUAAGGGUAAUGGAAUAAGAAUAGAAUUAUGGUUAGACAUUGAUCCUAUAGAUACAAAUGAGCAGGUCUAAAGUAGUAUAAAAAAAAUAGAUGAUUGGAUACUUAAAUUAGCAGAAUAAUAUGAUAUUAGAUAACUUAAAUUAAAAACAUAAUCGCACAAGAAAAAAUGAU
This is a messenger RNA of Paramecium pentaurelia, 670 nucleotides long. NCBI's taxonomy places the organism in Eukaryota, Ciliophora, Oligohymenophorea, Peniculida, Parameciidae. The record is from the annotation of a GenBank genome assembly.